Messenger RNA from Fulvia fulva, 702 nucleotides. RefSeq lists its product as uncharacterized. Lineage: Eukaryota; Fungi; Ascomycota; Dothideomycetes; Mycosphaerellales; Mycosphaerellaceae. Bases 1 to 702 code for a protein of 233 amino acids. The transcript has 2 exons. The record is from RefSeq and is a predicted model, not a curated record.
AUGGCCAUCAAAGCGAGCAUAGCAUUGAUGCUGCUGAGGCUGUUGGUUGAUGUCACACAACGCACGAUCCUCUUGGUGGUGCUCGCUGUGACCGAGCUGUAUAGUGCAGCUUUCUUCUUGCUGUUCAUCUUCCAGUGUUCGCCAGUGUCCUUCUUUUGGACACGGUUCGCAGGAGCUGAGGGUUUCUGCCUCAACACUUCAGCUGUCACUGGAGCGGUCUACGCCUACUCCGCUAUCAUGUGCGUAGCGGACUGGACGUUCUCGAUCCUGCCAUUCAUCAUUGUCUGGAACCUGGAACAGCUGCCCAAGCGAGAGAAAGCGAUGGUCGGCGUGAUCUUGGCUAUGAGUGCUAUUGCAUCGAUAGCCACGAUCGCUCGCAUCCCCUACAUCCACACGCUAGCCAACCAGGAUGACUUCCUCUACGUCACAACUGAUGUCGCCAUAUGGUCCUGCACCGAGACCGGUCUCGCCAUUACAGCGUGUUGCUGUGCCACACUGCGUCCUCUGUUCCGACAUCUGCUCGAUCAGGCGAGGACGAAAUUCUCUUCCUCGCGUACGUCUGGUCGUGGUCUCAAUCGAAGGACACGAUCGUGGCAGCCCUUGCCUGCGCACAGAAGAGGGAGUGCCUCGGUCAGCACAGAAGCUAUCCACCUAUCACCUGAUCUCAAGGGUGGGAAAUCGGGCCAACAGUAUAACAAAUGA